ACUGCUUCUCUGGAUUUAGGUGACGACGUGUAUACUUUUCAACGUUUCACUCGUUGGAAUUGUCCCAAACUGUAGUACAAAAUGUGGAUACCAAGGAUUCUAGACAUUCCAUUUGCGACUUUCGAUAGCUUUCGAUACCAUUUAAAAUCGAAACAAGCGAUUUUGGUUGAAGGUAAACACACAAAAGCCGAAGUAAAUAAACAGAAAUAUUGUCGAUCAAGCACAGAAAAGUGGUGUGUCCUUUUUGUGUUAAACAUUUGUGAGAGGGCGAUUACACGUAAAAAGGAUUAGCUUGAGCAUAUCCCCACAAUAUUCACGUUGGAAAUGGUUACACCCAAGAUGCACAACAAAUGUUUUAGCUAUGUGUAGACAAAGAGUUCGCUAUCAUAAUUUUGCAUAGUAAGAUGGAAGCAGAACAACAUCAAAGUUUUGUCUGCAGUGUGACUACCAUCAAACAAGAGUCAGUUGAAACUGACCCAUCCACAUCUCCAAAUCAAGAGAUUGAAGACAUAUUCAUAAAGGAAGAAUCUUUGGAAUAUUCACCUUCAGAUGAUUUUCCAGGGCCUAGCACUCAGGAUAGUGGGAGAAUGGAGGAUGAGGAAUGUGAGGAGGAUAUGGAGGAUGCAGUGAGCGAGGGCGAUGGUGAGGAGCUCAAGGAUGAAGCUAAGUUGACACAUAAUCACAGUGCAGCAGAAAGCACUGUCACUGUUGGCAUGGAGGGCAACAGUGGUACUGAUGGCAGCAGUAGUCUGAUUACUAAAGACAGAUCUGCCUUUGGGAACAAAAAUGGUACCAAACAUCUGGUGCACAGGUGCACCAUAUGUAAAAAGGCAUUUGGAAAGUUGGAGGACCUGAAGGAGCACACACAUGAGAAGAGUCGUGAAUCUCUGCAUUCCUGCAGCGUAAGGUCCAAAAAACAUCAGUUUAUGCGAAUCUCCACAGAGCAGCGAACAGUGAUGCUAGAUUUCAUGAUGAAACAUGCGGAACUAGCGACUGGGAGAUACACAGGACCAGAUGGAGUCAGACACAAGCAGAAACUUUUGCAACAACUAGCAACAGAGCUCAACAGCCUGCCAAAUGGAACAUCAAAAACAGCGGAUAAAUGGAUGAAGUCCUGGCAAGACUGGAGAAGUGAUGUAAAGGCCAAAGCUUCUCUAGUAAAGAAGGAACUGCAGAAAACAGGAGGAGAACUAAGUACAAAAGCUAAGCCCCUGACCCCUCUUGAGGAGCGGCUUCUUGACUUCUUGGGUCCAUGCACUGUUUAUGGACAUGAAGAAGUACCAGACCCCCUAACCAUAGCGCAUCAGGAUUCAGAUCAGGUCACCCAAAAUGACUCAGAUAACAAAGAUACAAUGGAAAUGGAUGAAUAUGUUGUCCUUCCUGUGGAAGGACUGACCAUAAUGUCUGCAUCGGAUAUUUCAUCAGACAAUGUAUUGGCUGCUCUGACUACAGCCCCGUUGACUUCACCAGAAGAAAGUACCCUGUCAUCUAUAUCAGGAUUCGUACAUGCUUCACACGUAACUGAAUCUUCAUGUGGUACAACAACUGCGAAGAAGGGCAAAUGCAGUUCUGCAUCGUUGGCUUCACCAGAAGAAAGUGUACCCUCUACAUCAGGUUUCAUACCUGCUUCACACACAACUAAAUCUUCACGUGCUACAACAACUGCGAAGAAGCGCAAACGUAAUUCUGGUGGUACAUUAACAAAAGAUGAUGAUCCUCUGGUGGAUAUCACCAGACAACAAGUGAUCUGCAUGCAGGAGCAAAACGCCAUCAGACGUGAACAACUUCAGUUGGAAGAACGCAGAACUGUUGCCAUGGAAAAUGCAGCUGAGGCGUUUGUAGGAGUCAUGAAAGCACUGGAGGAGUACCUGAGGCAUAGGAGAGACAAUGAGUAGAGCAAACUGUGAAGUUUUGCUUGAAUUAUAUUAUAUUCUAAUCAGACAUUGAACUCGAAGCAAG
Messenger RNA from Schistocerca cancellata (South American locust), 1959 nucleotides. RefSeq lists its product as uncharacterized. The transcript has 13 exons. The record is from RefSeq and is a predicted model, not a curated record. The coding region runs from base 405 to 1895 and encodes 496 amino acids. Lineage: Eukaryota; Metazoa; Arthropoda; Insecta; Orthoptera; Acrididae.